Apaloderma vittatum (bar-tailed trogon) is the source of this 869-nucleotide messenger RNA. Its product is annotated as purpurin. The transcript has 6 exons. Lineage: Eukaryota; Metazoa; Chordata; Aves; Trogoniformes; Trogonidae. Gene Ontology annotation, molecular function: retinoid binding; retinol transmembrane transporter activity. The coding region runs from base 60 to 650 and encodes 196 amino acids. The record is from RefSeq and is a predicted model, not a curated record.
CAGACCAAAGACUGAAGCGGAGUAGUCUAAGGGAUCUCCAACAUCUCUACCCCAACAGAAUGAAAUACGCUCAGUAUGUUUUCCUGGCCUCGGUCUUCUCCACUGUUGAACAUAGCCUGGCACAGACCUGUGCAGUGGAGUCUUUCUCUGUGAAAGACAAUUUUGAUCCAAAAAGGUAUGCAGGGAAGUGGUAUGCCCUUGCCAAGAAGGAUCCAGAAGGCCUCUUCCUUCAGGACAACAUCUCUGCUGAAUACACUGUGGAGGAAGAUGGGACAAUGACAGCAUCCUCCAAAGGCCGAGUGAAGCUUUUUGGGUUCUGGGUGAUCUGUGCUGACAUGGCUGCUCAGUACACAGUACCUGACCCAACCACUCCAGCAAAAAUGUACAUGACCUACCAGGGCCUGGCCAGCUACCUGUCCAGCGGUGGGGACAACUACUGGGUGAUUGACACUGACUAUGAUAACUAUGCCAUUACCUAUGCCUGCCGCAGUCUGAAGGAGGAUGGCUCCUGUGAUGAUGGCUACUCCCUCAUCUUCUCACGCAAUCCCCGUGGCCUCCCCCCAGCCAUUCAGCGCAUCGUGCGUCAGAAGCAGGAAGAAAUCUGCAUGUCUGGCCAGUUCCAGCCUGUGCUUCAGUCAGGAGCCUGCUAAAGGUACACUUCUGCUCCUACAUCUAAGCACAGAAGCCAGACCUCUUGGUCUUGAAGUUGCCACUCAGCUAAUAAAAAACAUAGUAUGGACUAGUGUGUUUUCCCUGAAAAACACAUGAAAAUGAUAGGAUUUUUGUAAACUGUGUGCAAUACAGUAUUGAUAUUUUAAUCUUCAAGGGGAUACCUAAUGUGGCAUUUGUCAAUAAAUGUUUUUAAAUAA